AUUGCCUUAAGUUAAUAUAUUCAAGUAUAAGUAUUAGCCUGUAUUAUAAGCGAGGCUUAUCUGUUUUAAGGACUAAGCCGAUUGACAUGGGAUGACCGGGACGCACUGACUGGCGGGUAAACAAGAACGAAACCAAUGGACGGCGUGGAGAAAAUCCGGGGACGACCCGCCCGACGCUAAAACCACGCCAUUUCCCCAUGGGCCUGAUGAUUGGAACGACUCAAAUCGUCACAUUUCCUAGCCUCCAAGGCAACAAGGAGCCAAGCCUAGAUAGAUUAGAUGCAUUUAGGCAUUGCCGGGUAAAGGGAUUAUUCCACGUAUUGUCGACCGCUUUCUCAGGGUGGCGUUCAAUUUUGCCCUAAUCGUUGUCCAACACGGCGAGCGUGCUCCCACUUCAACACGAGAACGAAUCAGCUCAAUGACCUUUAUUGCCAAG
This is a messenger RNA of Aspergillus alliaceus, 436 nucleotides long. RefSeq lists its product as uncharacterized. Lineage: Eukaryota; Fungi; Ascomycota; Eurotiomycetes; Eurotiales; Aspergillaceae. The transcript has a single exon. The record is from RefSeq and is a predicted model, not a curated record. The coding region runs from base 198 to 362 and encodes 54 amino acids.